GUUUCAGAAACCUUUCCCAUGCUUACUUCCUCUCUAUAUCUCUCCUUAAACAAGAAAAUAAGUAAAACAAAAAAAAUAACUGAUUAUAGAAAUUUUUUUAUCCUCUCACUUGAAAAUGCAAGAUAUUCAUGAUUACUCGACGACCGGAGGCGGCGGAGGAGGAAGCACAGGGAGGUUUUACGGUGGGGGAGGAGGUGGCGAUCGGAGGAUGAGAGCUCAUCAGAACAAUAUUCUUAACCAUCAUCUCAAGUGUCCUCGUUGUAAUUCUCUUAACACAAAGUUUUGUUACUACAACAACUACAAUCUCUCUCAGCCUCGACACUUUUGCAAGAACUGCCGUCGUUACUGGACCAAAGGCGGCGUCCUCCGUAAAGUUCCCGUCGGAGGCGGUUGCCGGAAAGCCAAACGUUCCAAGCCUAAGCAGGAUCAGCCUCCGUCCUCCGCCGACAAACAACCGACUCAAGAAGCCGAGGAGAAAUCAAGUAGCAGCGAGAGCUCUUCUCUUACCGCCUCUAAUUCCACUACCGCCGCCACCGUGAAGCUUGCUUCCUCGGGGUUUACGGGCACGGAUAUGCCUAAUAUCAAACAGUACGGAAACGGUGUCGUAUGGUCGACGUUGUUCGGACAGGGCUCAUCGGACGGUGGAGUUUUCUCCGAGAUCAACGGUAUUACCGCGGCGAUUGAAACGACUCCGUUUGAAUACGGGGGUAGUUCCGUGAAUCAACAGUGUAUAGGUGAUCAUCUAAAGUUUGCAGGUAAUACUGUACAGCAGCAGUUUGGGGAUCGAACGGCUCAGGUUGAUCCUAAUAUGGGAUUUGAACCGUUGGAUUGGGGAAGUGGCGGAGGAGAUGAUCAAACACUCUUUGAUCUAACGAGUACCGUUGAUCAUUCAUACUGGAGUCAAAGUCAAUGGACGUCGUCCUCUGACCAGCAAGAUGAUCAGAAUGGUCUCUAUCUUCCUUAAUUCUCACAGCUUAUUCUUCUUCUUAACCCAAAAUAUACACAUAAGGUAAGGUUUGAUGAAGUUAUUUUAUUUUUACGGGGUCAAAUUCGGGAUUUAACUAUAUAAAUAUAUGACUUUUUGUGAAUUAUUCAUAAGUAUAAAAUUUACCUCUUGGUUCUUAGUUUGUUGAAAUACCCUAAGAGUGCAAAUUUAUGUGGAAUGGUUUUAAUUUGGCUUCGGUUUACAUAUCGUUUUAUAUUUGAUCAGAUUUUAAGUUUUUGGGAUUUUUUCUCUCUAAUGAUGUGUCUAGUAAAUUUAUAUGUUGAUUGGUCAUACGAGACAUUGUCUACUGCUUCUUUGAUAUGUGUGUACUUUUGUUUAAUU
Messenger RNA from Brassica oleracea var. oleracea, 1327 nucleotides. Its product is annotated as dof zinc finger protein DOF5.4-like. Lineage: Eukaryota; Viridiplantae; Streptophyta; Magnoliopsida; Brassicales; Brassicaceae. The transcript has a single exon. Gene Ontology annotation, biological process: regulation of DNA-templated transcription. The record is from RefSeq and is a predicted model, not a curated record. Bases 116 to 964 code for a protein of 282 amino acids. Gene Ontology annotation, molecular function: DNA binding; DNA-binding transcription factor activity.